Messenger RNA from Entamoeba invadens IP1, 3534 nucleotides. Its product is annotated as protein serine/threonine kinase, putative. Gene Ontology annotation, biological process: protein phosphorylation. The annotation marks the transcript as partial. The record is from RefSeq and is a predicted model, not a curated record. Gene Ontology annotation, molecular function: ATP binding; protein kinase activity. The transcript has a single exon. Lineage: Eukaryota; Evosea; Mastigamoebida; Endamoebidae.
ACGCCAAAAUGCCAUACUUGUUCGUUUGGAUAUUACCCAAAAAUUGAGAAUAAUAAAAUUUGUGUUGGAUGUGACGGAACAUGUGACAAUAAAUGUAAUACCCAAAAUGGGUAUUGUUAUGGAUGUCUUGAAAAUUAUGUCUUUAAUUUAACUGAUACAUUUUCAUGCCAGAAGUGUGAAGACUUUGACAGUAAUUGUAAGAAUUGCAGUAGUAAUUAUACACAAACAUGUGUGGAGUGUAAAGAAGGCUUUUAUCCAUUGGAUGGAAUUUGUGUGUUGUGUAGUACAAUUAAAAAUUGUCGAUAUUGUUCAACAGUCGAAAAGAAGUGCUUGCAAUGUAAUGACCCUUUCAUUAUUAACUCACAAAAUGAGUGCCAAAGUUGUGAAAGUUACACAUUCAAGAAAAAUGAAACGCAUUGUGACUAUUGUUUUUUAAACAAAAUGAAUUGUGAAUUGUGUGAUACUCUUGAAGUCAACAAAACGACAUGUAAAAAGUGUUAUUCUCCAUUUGUUGUUGAUGUAUAUGGAAAUUGUGUGUUGUGUGACGACAACAAAUUUUACAAGAAUGAGACAUGUUUGUUCAAUGAAAAUUGUCAAAAAGGUAUCAAUGAGACAUUUUGUCUCAAAUGUGAUGUAAAUUUCUUUUUGUCACAAAAUAAAUGUUUUUCUUCAAAUGGAUGCAAAGACUUGUCGUUGUUUUCAUGUAACUGUGAAAACGUUUAUGCUGUGAAUUCUGAAUGCUCGCAACUCACCAAUUGCAAGUAUUUGUAUUCUUCUCAAAACAUUGAUUACUGUUUGAGCUGUGAAGACAAUUUUGCUUUGAUUGAUACGGAAUGUACAGAACCAAUUGCACAUUCAAAAAUUAUGAAAAACAAUUAUUUAUAUUUAUGUGAAAAUUAUUAUUAUUCAAAAGAUAAUAAAUGUUUGAGUUGUGACAAUGAACAGAAAAUGUGUUUGUAUACAUCUGUGGAUGAUACCAAAACUAAAGCGUUGAUGUGUGAUGACACAAGGGUUAUCAAUUACACUAGUGAGUUGUGUUUUUUGGAUAAUAAUUGUAAAAAUUACGAAUCAAAUCAAUGCACCAAAUGUAAAAUUGACAAUUAUUAUAUUUCGAAUGGAACGUGCGCGGAAAGUGGAAUAGAAAAUUGUAUAACUUCGAUUAAUGGAAAAUGUUAUGUGUGUAAUACAAAUUAUUUAAAGGAUAGCAAUGAUGGGUGUUCGAGCAUUACAGACUUGUUUUGUUGUAAGUCGAACUCAUACAGUUGUAUCACAUGUUUUGAAAAUUAUACCAAAACAACCCUAAACCCAUCUUGUGAAAAAAUAAACGAAACUUUAAAUUGUAAAGUACUUAUAAAUGGAGUCUGUAAAGAAUGUGUUGGUGGGUUUUACUUGUACAAUUCCGAAUGUUUUACUUUCAACAAUUCGGAAGUUUUUGAUUUGACACAUGAUGAGAACAAUAUUAAAAUUGAAAACGAAAGUCAACAAUAUGGCAUUGAUUGUAUAAUUCACACUCAAAAGGGGUGUAUAAAAUGUUCACCAAAAACAUAUCUCAAUCGAAUUAAUUCGACACAUACAAUGUGUAAAAAGUGUUCCAACAACUGUGAACAAUGUUAUAAUGAAACAUUUUGCUUGUCAUGUUCUUCCAACUACUAUUUGGACUCUUCAAACAAGUGCUCUUUGAUGGGAGAUCUACAGCUUCGAUGUAGACAAAUGAUGUUGGGUUUUGUGGGGUGUGCCAUUUGUAAUGACUUGUAUUACAAAGUCGGUACAGACUGCCUUCGUUGUGAUUCUUCGUGUUCAACAUGUUUAAAUCCGAACGAGUGUACUUCUUGCAUUGAUGGUUUUUAUAUUAUUAAAGGCGAGUCAUACACAUGUCAAAAUUAUUCCACGUUAGAGAACUGCCAGACUAAAACGCCGGGUGGGUGUAUUUUAUGUAAUGAAGGGUUUUACCUACAAAAUUGGAAGUGUCAUUUUUGUUCCACGAAUUGUACACAAUGCGACAGUAUCGACUUGUGUAAUUCAUGUGAAAAUGGAUAUAUUUUGAUGAAUGGAAUAUGUGUCCACUACACAUCAAUACAAUCGUGUCUCUCUGCACAAAAUGAUAAAUGCACAAAAUGUGAUGGUCUUUGGAAGAAACCGGACAAUGACGGCAAAUCAUGUGUCUUUGCAGUGAAUUAUGGUAUCAUCAUUGGAUGCCCUCUUGCUUUUCUUUUUGUUGUUUUUGUCUUGUUGAUCCUCUUGUUUUUCAUUGUUUUUGAAAUCCAACGCAAACGCAAAGAAAAAAAUGACGCAAAAAACAUCUGUGUCUUUGAAAUUGAUAAAUCGAAUGUCACAAUGGACAACCGCGUCUGUGAAAACAUUUUUAUGAACAAAAAGGAAUUGAAGUUUGACAACGACUUGGAGAAUGACAACCAAAGCGAACUUCCUGUUGGAGUUGAAAGUCGGGAUUUGAUUUGUGUUGGCAAUUUUGGUAAACAAAUGGUUAAGCUUCAAUUUUCCACAACAAGUGAUUGUGACCAAUACAGCAUUCGAACAAACCCACAAAUGAUUAUUUUAAAAUCGGGAUUUGCGUGUGAAUUUGAAAUAUUUAUAACACCAAAUUGCACGUGCAAUUUACAUGAACACGUCGUUUUAAUAGUUUUGGAUAUUAUGAAAAACAAACAGAAGAAUAGUGAUGUACCUGUCGAUGUUGUAACAAAACUAACAACCAAACUUGAUUAUAGAGAAAUUAUAACAGAACGGAUACUUGGUGAAGGAUCAUUUGGUGUUGUAUAUAAAGGAAAGUAUAGAGGAGACACUGUUGCUAUUAAAAAGAUGAAACAAACAGCGAAACAAAAUAGUCAAAUCAAAGAAUUUGAAGAAGAAGUGGAGAUGCUGGGGAAAUUCAGAAGUGAGUAUAUCGUCCAUUUCUAUGGCGCCGUGUUUAUACCUGACAAGAUCUGUAUGGUCACCGAAUUCGCUUCAUUUGGAAGUUUACAAAAUUUGAUGGAAAUUAAAAACAAAGAGGAAAUAAAUAUUAAAAUAAAAAUCAAAUUUAUGAGUGACGCAGUCCGUGGAAUUAAGUAUUUACAUGAUAAUGGGAUUUUACAUAGAGAUAUCAAACCAGAUAAUUUGCUCGUUUUUUCGUUGGAAGACAAUCAAAAAGUGAACGCUAAAUUGACUGACUUUGGGUCGAGUAGAAACAUCAAUAUGUUGAUGACUAAUAUGACAUUUACCAAAGGCGUUGGGACACCGAAAUAUAUGGCACCUGAAAUUUUAGAUAAGAAGAAGUACACGACAUAUGCAGACAUUUAUUCUUUUUCUAUUAUGUUGUAUGAAACAGUCACAUGGGAAGAGAUGUACCCCAAAGACGUAUUUAAAUAUCCAUGGGACAUAGCCGCAUUUGUAACAAAUGGUAAGAGAAAGGAAAUCAAAAAAGAUGUUCCAAUCGAAAUUGGUGAAGUCAUUGAAAAGACUUGGAAUCAAAACUCGAGUGAACGAAUCAGUCUUGAAGAGGUUGGUACAAAACUCGAUCAAUUUGUGAAUAAAUCGUAG